UUCAGAGGUAAAAAUGAGACAACAAUUUAAGCGGAAAAUUUAUCUACGGAGAGUGAGGUAAUGCUCAGAGCAGUAGAACAAGUUAAACCUAACAUUUAUAUCAGCUGCACAAAUAACUGCUGCUAAAACCCGCAAGUAAGGCUUAGUGAGCGGUGGUUUGACGAAACUUUGUGUUAUAAUCACCUUCAAACAAGACUCCUCUCAAGGCAUCACUAGAAAGAUACUCAAUGUUUAAUACGACAAAGAUACCAAGAAGACAUACUUUUCUCUACAAAGAGCACAUCAUGAAAAUUACAAUUAUUUUACUGAGUUUAGUUUUAAUAAAAUCAGGAACAACUCAGACAAACAUGCCUAACCAGACGAUGGAGAGAGACUACUUUGGAGAAAUUUGUCAUUUGAUGACAAAUGAAAAUAAUACUGUCGUUGAAAAACGCAAUGAAUGCUUGGAAAUGAUUCGGACUUUCCAACCUAAUAACGACUGGAUAACAUGUCGGAAAACGACGGGUGCAGAGGACAAAGCUGACAACGAUCUAUGGAAAGAAAUUUGCAAAGUACCACCAGAGGGCGUUGGAGAAAUGAUGUAUGUCUGCCUGAGAAAGGACUCAAAAGAGAGGAAACAGAAAAGCAAAUGGAUUGAAAUGCCUGAAGAAAAAAGGAAAAUUAAGGAGUGUUUUCAAGAGGCCUACAGAGUUUUGAUGGAACCCAAGACCCCCUAACGACAUCAUUAUUUAAUAUGACUUUCCAGUUAAACAUCAUUUGGAAGUAACUCGUGCAGAAUAAUUUCGUUUGACAUAUAUUUGUAAAUCAUACGAUAAUAUUUUGAUUUAAAGUUUUGGACCAAUGAACGUAUUGAAAGAUUAUGAACUAGACUUGAACGUCAUAUAUGUAAUCUUAUACUAUCAGAUAACAUACUUUUAAUAAUAAAGCCACAGAUGGCUCCCGUUCGGGC
This is a messenger RNA of Limulus polyphemus (Atlantic horseshoe crab), 949 nucleotides long. RefSeq lists its product as uncharacterized. The coding region runs from base 228 to 716 and encodes 162 amino acids. The transcript has 7 exons. The record is from RefSeq and is a predicted model, not a curated record. Lineage: Eukaryota; Metazoa; Arthropoda; Merostomata; Xiphosura; Limulidae.